Molecule: messenger RNA, 1269 nt
Organism: Emiliania huxleyi CCMP1516
Lineage: Eukaryota; Haptophyta; Isochrysidales; Noelaerhabdaceae
Exons: 2
Coding region: 1-1269 (422 amino acids)
Source: RefSeq, a predicted model, not a curated record
AUGUAUAGGGUGGUCAGCGUUCACGCUACGCCAGCCAACGGGCUGCUUCUGCUGGGCAUCCUGCAGCAGCUUCAGCUCGUCAACGACGUGGGGAAGCCAGACUGGUGGCAGCGCUCGAGAUCCUUUUCAUUGCAGCUGACCGAGUUCUUGCAGUCGCAGGUCCCCUUUCGUCACGUCGACUCGGCCAUCGGGGGCAUGGGUCCGAUUUUGGCGGCGUCCUGCAUGGACAAGUUUGUGCCGUCGGACGCUCGGGUUGCCACGAUUGAGUACAUCCCAAAUAUUGGGUAUACGGAGGAAGAUGGCGAUGAGAUAAGGUCGAUCGAGCGAAUCACCCAUCGUCUGUGGGGCCUGGGCGCGCAGAUCGUGUUUGUCAACAUCCUACCGGGCACAAAACGGUUUGCGGGGUGCGUCGGCCAGACGCGUCGAUACGGCUGUCAUACACGAGCGCGCGUGGCCGCUUUGCGCGACCGAGUCGUCGACGUGGCCCUGAGGUACAAUGCGUCGAUCGUGACUGUCGACGACGAUAGCAAGCGCGAUAAGCAUCUCUUUAACAAGGACCACAUGCACAUUAGUCAGAAAGGUCACCACCACGUGUUUCACCGGCUGCUGGGCAUGCUGAACGUCUCAGAUUUGUCCGGGCCACCGAGGAAACGCAUCAGCGACGGACAGACAGGCACCGUCGCGGAACUCGGCGUGACGUGCAUGACCGGCGACGACAUUGCGGGCGUUAUACAGCGGCGGCACCGCUUCGAACGCGUGACUCUCGAUCGUCGGUCCCCUCCAAAGGUCGGAUGGGAGACGCGUUUGCCACGAGCAAGCCUCGCUAUGUGCCUGCCUCUGCCGCGAGGCACCGCCGGCGUUGUCGCAAAACGCUAUCGGCUUGCCGUCGGCAUGCAAGUUGCAGGUCCGUCCUACGUUCCUGCCUACGGCAUCAUGCGCGUUUCGUGUCACGGAGGCUGCCGUUGCCGAUGUAUGCCAACUUCGGGCAGGGCGUCGUGUCUCAACGGCACGUCAUACGACACGCGCGGUGCAUCCAACGUGGCCGUCACAAAAUUCUUCAAAUACGUGACGUGGCCCAUGGCGAGCAACGCAACUCCGCGCAAGGGGGCAUGCAGCGCGCCGAGCUCGUGCCUGGUUCGCGUGCACAGCUCUGACGACGAGACACGGAAUCGGAUCGUCCUCCGUUCGCUAAUCGUUGGCAUCGACGACUGGCACACGGGGUGGAUCAACGAAUACCACACCAGCUACGCGCGCAUGGACUCGCGGUAG